Phascolarctos cinereus (koala) is the source of this 2407-nucleotide messenger RNA. Lineage: Eukaryota; Metazoa; Chordata; Mammalia; Diprotodontia; Phascolarctidae. The record is from RefSeq and is a predicted model, not a curated record.
CGGCCGAGGCACAACUUUUUCUCGAGGCCGAGGAAAAUCCAGGCGCGCACUCGGGCACGGAAAUAUAGUCCCUGCCUCCCUCCCUGCCUGCCAGCCGGCCUGCCUCCCUGCCUGUCUCCCUCGGGCUGGAAGGCGGGCUCCGGACGGCGGGCGGGGGCUGGGCCGUCGGGGCGCCCCGAGGAGGCCGAGUCUUGUGCCCGGGCGCCCCCUCCCACUCCCACUCCCACUCGGCACUAAGUCGCUCUCUCCCCACUCGCACACUGCCAACUUGCUUUGCAGCUCCCGGAGUUGUUCCUGCCUGCCCUUGCUGUGGCCGCUUUUCGCCCGCUUGGAGCUCGGUCGGAGUGGGGUGGCUAUCGUGGUCCGGCUAGGGGAGGGGGGCCAUCUGCUGUGGAUUUUUUUUGGUGGGGGAGGGGGCUGAUUCCUCCCCCCUCCCCCGCCCCGUCAAGUUUCCCCCCUUUCCCUUCGUCCUCCUCUUUCCCUGGGAGGAAGCUAGGGGAUCGUAGCCCUAUCUCUGCUCCCCUGUGAGGCCUGACAGCCUCCCUGGGAUCGAGGCUCCAACUGGCUGCAAAGUGCCCGACAAGUUACAGGAAUGGAGCUCCAGAGCCUCCAGGAGGCGUUAAAAGUGGGGAUCCAGGGUCAUCAGAACGGCGACCUUAAGAAACAGCUCCCAGAGAGGCAUUCCCGGAUAGCGGCCCUUAACCAGAGACAAGUAAGGCUGACUCCCGCCGUUCUUCACUCAGCUGCCGGUCCUGAGGCCUUGGGCACCAUUGCAGCAGUACCCAUUAAAGUUCCUCAGGUCAGCUCCUUGCACAGGUUGGCGGGGCAAGGACCAGCAGCGCUACCUCAGGUCAGGCCAAAGACCCUGAUUCCCGACAGCCUUCCCAUCUCCCCAUGCCGAGAGCGCCCAUCCAAGCAGACACCAAGCUUCCAGAAGGCCGCCGUCAUCAGCAUCAAAAACCCCAGCCCGGCCCUCCCCACUGCCAACAACACCGUCAGCCAACCUGUGGUGGAGCCGGCUGCCCUCACCUCCCCCCUGAGUGGGGCUGGGGUCGCCUACGCCAUCAUCUCCACGUCCCCCAGCAAUGCUGCCUCUCCCAUCAAACCCAGCUCUGCCACUGCCAGCGCCGCUGCCACCGUCUCCAUGGUCAGAGACAGCAUCAAAGUCCAGCCUCUCCUCAUCAGUGCCGACAACAAGGUCAUCAUCAUUCAGCCUCAAGUUCAGACCCAGCCCGACAGCAAGGCAGAGGCAGCAAAGCCUUCAGAAGAGUUGUCUCAGGGAGCCCAGGCCUCUAAAAAGAAGAAAGAGGCAGCUCCUGAUGUCCCGGAGAAUCCAGAGAAAAUCGCCUUCAUGGUGGCCUUAGGCCUGGUCACAGCAGAACACCUGGAAGAAAUCCAGAGCAAGCGUCAGGAAAGGAAGAGGAGAAGUACAGCGAACCCAGCAUACAGUGGCCUCCUGGAGACCGAGCGGAAACGCCUGGCAUCCAACUGUCUAAACAGCCCUUUGUUCCUGUCAACAAGAGCAAAUGAGGAGCCCUGCUGGAAGAAUGAGAUCUCCCAUGAGGAGGUGUGUGUGAUAUGUAAGAGAGGCACCACCUUGCAGCCCUGCGGCACCUGCCCGCGGGCCUACCACCUCAGCUGCCUCGACCCCCCACUCAAAGCCACACCCAAGGGUGUCUGGGUGUGUCCCAAGUGCCAAGAGAAGGUGUUGAACAAAGAUGAAAAUGUGCCCUGGACGGGGAUGUUAGCCAUUGUUCACUCCUACGUCACUCACAAAACAGUCAAAGAAGAGGAGAAGAGAAAGCUCCUGAAAAGGAGCAGUGAGCUGAAGAGUGAGCACAGACAGCUGGAACAGAAGGAUCGGCUCCUGAACACGGCCGUGAAGAAAUGCCUGGAGCUCAAGACCAGCCUGCUUACCCAGCGGAAGGGAGCCCAGUCAUCCCUGGAGCGACUCCGGGCUCUCCUCCGUCUCAUACAGAAUGAGCAGAUGCUUCAGGUCACCAUGACCACCACCGCCGCUGCCUCUGCCUCCUCGCUGCUGGCGGUGCCUUGGAUCAAGCCAGCUGCCACCUCCGCCACCAUGGCCAUGCACACAGCCCUCCAGCAGGCCCAGGGGAACAAGUGAGGCCCAGCAAGGAGUGGACCCCACGGGGUCCCUUUGACUUCUUUUGCUAUUGAUGUAUUUUUCUCCUGGCGUUUGGGGGCGUGAUGGAGCAUAGACCGGACAUUGGAGCUUUUCGGCAGGAUUGGGGCUUUCAGUCAUUUGACUUUGGGGUUGGAGCCUUAGUGGGGAGGGGGUUGUUGUUGUUUUUCCUUUGAAAGAGCCAAGAAAUAUUCCAUUUUUUCCGUUUCUUGCCAGUAUGGACACUAUGCCAAAAAAUACUUUUACAUUUUUGUACUGUGUUUU